AUGAAAGGUGAACAAGAGGUAGAUACAGAGGAUGGAGAAGAGGUGGACAUGACUAAUGCAAUUGAUGCAUUGUGCAAAAGGCUCAGGUCAUUAGAUGUGGUAGGAAAGAGAGAACUAAAAGGUAGGGCGUGUGAAAUUGCUUGCCCCACUACAAUAAAGAUGGUACCGCCGCUUGAAAAAAUAAAGACUAAAGGAAAAAUAAAAGGGAAGAAACCUGUGGGAUAUGUUGACCAAGCAUACAAUAGUUCUCAAAAAUCUUCAAAGAGGCCGUGUUUGUAG
This is a messenger RNA of Lathyrus sativus (Indian pea), 279 nucleotides long. Lineage: Eukaryota; Viridiplantae; Streptophyta; Magnoliopsida; Fabales; Fabaceae. The record is from the annotation of a GenBank genome assembly.